GGCCAUUGCAGAACAGUGAGAACAACUGCCUUCGUCUCGCAUACAACACGGAGAAUCCCUUGAAAGUAGCCAUAGACUAUUAGAAAUGAAGACCUGUCUCACAGCCCUCACUGCCCUGCUCAGCCUCCGGUACUCGGUAUUGGCUUCCCCCUAUGUCACCGGACCGCCUGAAGUGAGUGACCUUUGCCCUGUACCCGAAGGAGAAUCUGCCACCUUACUCCCCAAUCCUGCCGACUGCACGACGUAUUACAGCUGUAACUGGGGCGUGGCUUACCUCAUGCCAUGUCCCGGUGGUCUCUACUUCGACGUCAACCUCCGCGUAUGCACUUGGUCGUGGGAAGCGACGUGUUCCGCGGCUACGACCACCGGUUCUACACAGACAACACAAAUGCAAACCGAGGAACCCCUGGGCACGGCAACACCUUCGACGACGACCGACCUCGAUACCUCACCAGCAGGUACCACAGCCUCUACUAACACAACGAAUUCCACCAACACCGAAGCCCCGAGAACGACGACCUCCCGCUACACAGGGCCUCCCGAGAUAAGCGCCCUAUGCCCCGUUCCUGAAGGAGAUCUCGCGACGCUGCUACCCAACCCCGACGACUGCACGACCUAUUACAGCUGCAGUUGGGGCGUCGCCUACCUCAUGCCUUGCCCUCCCGGACUCUUCUUUGACAUCAACCUUCUCGUUUGCACUUGGUCUUGGGAGGCCACCUGUUACAGCUCCACUUCAGAACCAGUCACUGCUACCGAAUCAAGCACUGCUGCCUCUGAAACCACAGCACCAAACACAGAGGCUCCUGAAACCACAGCACCAAACACAGAGGCUCCUGAAACCACAGCACCAAACACAGAGGCUCCUGAAACCACAGCACCUAACACAGAGGCUCCUGAAACCACAGCACCAAACACAGAGGCUCCUGAAACCACAGCACCAAACACAGAGGCUCCUGAAACCACAGCACCAAACACAGAGGCUCCUGAAACCACAGCACCAAAUACAGAGGCUCCUGAAACCACAGCACCAAACACAGAGGCUCCUGAAACCACAGCACCAAACACAGAGGCUCCUGAAACCACAGCACCUAACACAGAGGCUCCUGAAACCACAGCACAAACACAGAGGCUCCUGAAACCACAGCACCUGAAACCAACAACACAGAGGCUCCUGAAACCACAGCACCAAAUACAGAGGCUCCUGAAACCACAGCACCCAACACAGAGGCUCCUGAAACCACAGCACCUAACACAGAGGCUCCUGAAACCAAGCACCACAACACAGAGGUUCCUGAAACCACAGCACCAAACACAGAGGCUCCUGAAACCACACGCACCAAAUACAGAGGCUCCUGAAACCACAGCACCAAACACUCCUGAAACCACAGCACCAAAUACAGAGGCUCCUGAAACCACAGCACCAAACACAGAGCACAGCACCAAAACACAGAGGCUCCUGAAAACCACAGCACCAAAUACAGAGGCUCCUAAAACCACAGCACCCAACACAGAGGCUCCUGAAACCACAGCACCAAACACAGAGGCUCCUGAAACCACAGCACCAAACACAGAGGUUCCUGAAACCACAGCACCAAACACAGAGGCUCCUGAAACCACGGCACCUAACACAGAGGCUCCUGAAACCACAGCACCAAAUACAGAGGCUCCUGAAACCACAGCACCAAACACUGAGGAUCCUGAAACCCACGGCACCUAA
Messenger RNA from Penaeus vannamei (Pacific white shrimp), 1717 nucleotides. The record is from RefSeq and is a predicted model, not a curated record. NCBI's taxonomy places the organism in Eukaryota, Metazoa, Arthropoda, Malacostraca, Decapoda, Penaeidae.